AUGAAAAUUCGAAUGAAGCUCUCCCUACUGGGUAUAACGGCAUCCGCCGCUAUACAUCUUCAUUCUCGCUCUUCUGCACCGCCAUGCACAAAUUCAGCUUCGACAUUGUCUCUCAGUGAUCCGCCCUACAGUAACUACUUUUACUCUGACUGUAAUGUUGCCGCCCAGGUGGUAGUCACUAGUCCUUUGCCGGACAGCAAUCUAUCCACCAUCGUCCCACGUCUAAUCGUUGCCUGGCCCGCGGGUAACAGUGGUAUAUGUACCUUCUUUGCGCCCCAGGAUGGAGUCAACGGAACUCUAUCAGUUGAACUGGUGAACUCGACAAUCGGACAGCCAUUAGCACCGGUUUAUAAUGCUUCUGCAACAAGCAACUAUCCCAAUGUGGGUGUUCAAGGGAUUAUAAGAUUCAACUCAUCCGCUGUCCUCUCUCUACCUAUCUUGGGGAGUAUUCGCACCAUCCGAGACUUCGUUGAGGGUGCUAGUAUCCUCUACCCAGAGAUUCAGAAUGCCAAUAAGUAUACUACCAACAGUGAUGGAAGUGCCUCGGUCGAGCGGCAGUGGUUCGAUAAUGUCACUACUACGAGUCUUUCUUUUCAUCCUCGGAUUAAUGGCUUCACCAGUGGCAAUUCGACUGUCACAGUUGCUAACGGUACACUGGAAUUCGGAGCAGGCGAGUAUCUGUUCACAGCACAAUUUAACUAUCCACAACUCGCAUCAUUGAAGCCAGAUGCAGUACUGAAUAAUCAGUCUACAUAUCUGACUACCACCAUGCCCGAUCAGACAACUGCGCUCUCUUUCCUAUCGUACUCUGAGAAAUUGCUUGCAGGGGCUUGGCGGUUCCUGACGUAUUUUGGGCGGGACUCGAUGAUCUCUGCGCUUCUGUUAGAGUCCGUUUUAAGCACCGGAAAUGGAACAGCUAUGGAGGCUGUCCUGGGUGCUGUGUUGGAGCGUGUCAACCGGUCUGAUGGCAGUGUUUGUCAUGAAGAGACCAUUGGCGACUACGCGACUUGGACCAAUCUGCAAGAUAAUAUCACUAGUAGCGCCAUGGUCUGUACUUAUGGAAUGGUUGACCCAGACUACUAUCUGCCCGUCCUGAUGCAGCGCUAUUUCCUAGACAACCCAGUUGGCCAAAAGCGAGCUUCAGUAUUCUUCAACACAACGGCAGGGUCCAUCAACGCAGCAAAUCAGAAUCUAACCUGGGGCCAACUGGCUCUCAUCAACGCCGAGCGCAUAAUGCGCCUCACAGCUCCAUUUGCCCAAAACCAAACCAAAAAAAAUCUAAUUCACCUGAAACAAGGACAACCCGUUGGCCAAUGGCGAGAUAGCGAGUUCGGUAUCGGCGGAGGCCGCAUUCCCUUCGACGUAAACACAGCUCUCGCCCCAGCAGCUCUCCGCUCCAUAGCCUUACUCGCCCGGGGAGGCAUCUACAAGAACAAACAACAGUGGAGCCAAUUAGCAGACCAAUACGCGCAAAUAUGGGAAGACAAUACCCUUCAAUUCUUCGAAGUCACGAUUCCACAAUCUGAAGCCCAAACGCUCGUCAAAUCAUACAAAAACGCUUCCUCGUUUGCAGGACCAGAUCAAUACUCCUCAAUCGACUCAGAUCUCACAUUCUAUUCCAUAUCUCUCGAUGGGUAUAACAAUUUGUCAAAAGUGAACGUAAUGCACACAGACGACUGUUUCCGACACUACCUCCUGAACACAACAAACAACGCCCAGCUCUCCAAGUUGCUCAAUGCAACCGCUACUAACAUCCGGCGCACGUUCCCAGCUGGUUUGAUGACCGAUGUGGGAAUGCUAAUCGCAAAUCCGGCCUUCGGCGGUGAUCCCGUUUAUGCAAGUAACUGGACGACGGGUGCGUACCACGGGACAGUCGUUUGGUCGUGGCAGCUAGCUAUGAUGGCAAAGGGGCUUGAGUUGCAAAUGGGCCGGUGCGAGGUUACAGCUAACUUUUCUGUACCCUCCGCCAAGAAGAGGGUUGUGGCUGCGCCGGAUUUCUGCACCGAUAAUUCUAUCUUUGAUAAUGUUAAAGCUGCAUAUAAUGUGCUUUGGGAUUCGAUUGAGUUGAACAAUGAUCAGCUUUCGACGGAGAUGUGGUCUUGGGUCUAUUCGGAUGGCAAGUUUCAGGUAACGCAGUUGGUCGAUUUGCCGCCGCCGCCUGGGCUUUCGGGUCAGACU
This is a messenger RNA of Penicillium pulvis, 2178 nucleotides long. RefSeq lists its product as uncharacterized. Gene Ontology annotation, biological process: carbohydrate metabolic process. The annotation marks the transcript as partial. The record is from RefSeq and is a predicted model, not a curated record. NCBI's taxonomy places the organism in Eukaryota, Fungi, Ascomycota, Eurotiomycetes, Eurotiales, Aspergillaceae. The transcript has 6 exons.